Auxenochlorella protothecoides is the source of this 426-nucleotide messenger RNA. RefSeq lists its product as hypothetical. The transcript is spliced from 3 exons. Lineage: Eukaryota; Viridiplantae; Chlorophyta; Trebouxiophyceae; Chlorellales; Chlorellaceae. Bases 1 to 426 code for a protein of 141 amino acids. The record is from RefSeq and is a predicted model, not a curated record.
AUGUUUAAGGAAGAGGCGGCUAACCGCGCCACUCUGGGAAGCAGCUUUGAGCGCGACUGGUGUCUGGCCUUCUGCUUCCCAUCCGAGGAGCCCGUUGCCAAACCCUUUGAGGCCCGGUUGGUCGACAUGUCCGCGGAGAUCAACGAAUAUAUGGCAGUGUCCAAUGCCUACAACAUGUCGGCCCAAGUCGAGGAGGCAGACGCUGGACCGGAGUUCGACAUGAACCUGCUGCCCGCGGAGUGGCGCAACCCUUGCCACGAGGAGCUGGCCGCGCUGGCUGUUGCCGAAAUUGCCUCCUACAUUGAGACGGAGUCCAGUUCCGAUUCUGUCAUCUCUGUCAGCCCUGCCAGCCCUGCAGCGGAUGGGGCCUCGUGGAGCAAGGCCUCGUCCCCCUUCUUUGGCUUCAAGACCCGUGCAAACCCGUGA